Messenger RNA from Rhipicephalus sanguineus (brown dog tick), 768 nucleotides. RefSeq names its product ubiquitin-conjugating enzyme E2 Z. The record is from RefSeq and is a predicted model, not a curated record. The coding region runs from base 1 to 768 and encodes 255 amino acids. The transcript has a single exon. Gene Ontology annotation, biological process: proteasome-mediated ubiquitin-dependent protein catabolic process; protein polyubiquitination; DNA repair. NCBI's taxonomy places the organism in Eukaryota, Metazoa, Arthropoda, Arachnida, Ixodida, Ixodidae. Gene Ontology annotation, molecular function: ubiquitin conjugating enzyme activity.
AUGGCCAACCAGCAGGGAGCAUCCAAGCGUGCCGUGGUUACCCCGACGAAGGAAGUGCCGCCGGCUUGUCUGCUCCGCAUCAAGCGAGACAUCACCGAGUUGAACGCGGACCCGCCGCCGGGGAUCUUCAUCGCACCUCAGGAGAACGACAUCACCAAGGUCAACGCCAUCGUGAUGGGUCCUAAGGGUACGCCGCUCGAAGGCGGGUUCUUCCACUUGCACGUGGAAUUCACCGACCGGUACCCGCUGGAACCGCCGAAGGUGCGCUUCCUGACAACGGACGCCGGUAGGGUCCGUUUCAACGAACACGUCUACGCAAGCGGGUACAUCUGCCUCAGCACGCUAAACACACAUGGGUCGUCGUGGAGCCCAGCCCAGUCAUUGAGCAGCCUCCUCAUUUCCAUACAGUCGCUGCUCUCCGAGAUACCCAAGUGCACGGCCCAGGAGGCCAAUGAGCGUUUACAGUCAAUCUUAGAGCACGAGACUGUAAGGGUAGCUGUGUGCGACGUGGUGGAGGCUUGCCUUCAAGAAAAAUCGUCGUUCGCGGAGACUCUAAAGGACGCCGUGCUCGAGAAAUUCCCGGAGUUUUACGACAAGUACGAAGGCAUCGUAAAAUCGCGGCUGCACCUCACGGGAACCAAAAUGAACGACCCAAUGGGCCUCAAUUCAGGCACGUAUAAGUUCGAAGAGCUGCUGACGAAACUUCAAGAACUGAAAGCAAAAGUCGCCGAGAAGAAAGAAGCAGCUGCGGCGAAGGCUGACACGUGA